Messenger RNA from Durio zibethinus, 1987 nucleotides. The record is from RefSeq and is a predicted model, not a curated record. Lineage: Eukaryota; Viridiplantae; Streptophyta; Magnoliopsida; Malvales; Malvaceae.
AUGAGAGUAGAGGCUGAGGAAAGUUUCAAGAUUAGCAUGUUAGAGCAGAGGCUACGGGCUGUAGAAGGAUUUAACUUUUAUGGGUCAAUUGAUGCUGUUGGGCUCUGCCUAGUUCCUGAUAUUCAUCUUUUUUUGGAUUCUCAGGGUGAGUUUAAUUCUGGUAAAUCCACUGUCAUUAAUGCUCUUCUUGGGGAAAGAUACCUCAAAGAGGGGGUUGUUCCUACGACUAAUGAAAUCACUUUCUUGCGCUAUUCUGAAUUGGAUGGCAAGGACCUGCAGCAUUGUGAAAGGCACCCAGAUGGUCAAUUAAUACGUUAUCUUCCUGCUGCGAUUCUCAAGGAAAUGAAUAUUGUUGAUGCACCAGGGACAAACGUUAUUCUUCAAAGGCAACAACGCCUGACAGAGGAAUUUGUGCCUCGUGCUAAUUUGCUGUUUUUUGUUAUUUCUGCUGAUCGCCCAUUAACCGAGAGUGAGGUUGCUUUUCUUCGUUAUGCUCAGCAGUGGAAGAAGAAAGUUGUGUUUGUGUUGAAAAAAGCUGAUCUUUAUCAGAAUGCCCAAGAGCUAGAGGAGGCAAUAUUAUUCAUCAAAGAGAAUACUCAAAAGUUGCUAAACACGGAAGAUGUGACAUUAUAUCCGGUGUCUGCACGAUCUGUUCUUGAAGAAAAGCUUUCAGCUACUUCUGGUGUGGGAAAAGAAUAUAGAGAACUAUCAGGAUUUGGUUCAAAUUGGAAAACCAGUAGCUUUUACAAGCUUGAAAACUUCUUGUAUAGUUUUUUAGAUGGAUCAACUAGUACAGGAAUGGAGAGAAUGAAGCUCAAACUUGGAACACCAAUUGCAAUUGCAGAGUGGAUACUUUCUUCCUGUGAAACUCUUAAUAGAAAAGACUGCCAGUCUGCAGAGCAGAACUUUACUUCUGCAAAUGAAAUUGUUGAUAGCGUGAAAGAGUAUGUAACAAAGAUGGGAAAUGAAAGCAACUCUUGGAGAAGACGAACUUUGUCAAUGAUUGAUGCUACAAAAUUACGUAUUCUGGAGCUCAUAGAAUCUACCCUACAGUUAUCAAAUCUGGAUAUUGUUGCCUCAUCUAUUCUCAAGGGGGGAUCGUCGGCCACAAUGCCAGCCACUUCAAGGGUUCAAAAUGACAUACUUGGUCCUGCACUCAUUGAUGCACAAAACUUGCUUGGAGAUUAUGUGACAUGGUUACAAUCAAAUAAUGCUCGUGAAGAAAGGCUUUAUAAGGAAUCUUUUGAGAAAAGAUGGCCAUCCCUUGCUUACUCAGACAAACAGUAUCCUCUAGAGACCUAUGAACUGUUGAGAAAGUUGGAUCAACUCAGCUUGAGAGUGAUAGAGAAAUUCAGUGCCAGUGCUGCUUCCAAACUAUAUGAACGCAAAGUUCGCGAAGCGUUCAUGGGGACUUUUGGCGGACUUGGAGCGGCUGGUUUGUCUGCUUCACUUCUAACGUCUAUAUUACCUACCACUUUAGAAGAUCUUCUUGCACUAGGCCUAUGUUCUGCUGGGGGGUUUAUAGCCAUUUCAACUUUCCCAGCCCGUAGACAAGAAAUGAUAGAAAAGGUGAAAAAGACAGCUGAUGCAUUAGGACGAGAGCUUGAAGAUGCAAUGCAAAAGGAUCUUCAAGAAACUACUGAGAAUUUGGAAAAGUUUGUGACAAUAAUUGGGGAGCCUUAUCGAGAUGCGGCACGAAAUAGAUUGGACAAACUUCUAGAGAUAAAAGACGAACUAUCAAAUGUGAGGGAAACGCUUCAAGCGCUACAAGUCGAAAUUCAGAACCUCCAUGUGUUAUGACAUCCAAUUUCAUGGGUAGAUUUGUUCCGGGCAUUCUUCUUUGCUUUUGUAAAGGGGCGAGGUCCCCUUAGUUCUUGGGGUCAAGUGUACUAAUGAACAAGAAAUUUUCAAUAAAUUUCCAACAUCAUGAACUGGCCAGCCAGCAGGUGUUAAUUGUAUGCGGCUGCAGACGUAGCUUGUAAAUAGA